Messenger RNA from Dendroctonus ponderosae (mountain pine beetle), 1291 nucleotides. RefSeq names its product piggyBac transposable element-derived protein 4-like. The record is from RefSeq and is a predicted model, not a curated record. Lineage: Eukaryota; Metazoa; Arthropoda; Insecta; Coleoptera; Curculionidae.
AUAUACAAUAAAUAAUAAUACAAAAUAAAAUGUUUUAUUCAAUAUUUACAGAAAAUGGACAGUUGGGAAAAAGAUCAGGCUAGGCUGCUGAAGAUUGUUGAGGAAAUGAAUAGUGGAUCAAGCAACAGUGAGUCUGAAUCUGAUGCUGACAGUGCUGAAAAUAACAAUUCGGAUAGUGAAGAUGAUGAAUCAACUACAGAUGAGGAAUAUGAAGCACCAGAAGAACCAGAAAAUGAUGAGACAUGGCAUACGAUAUAGAAGAAAAUGUUUCUCCAAUUCAGGUUUUUGAAAAAAUAUGGGAUGACCAAGUAAUGGAAAUGAUUAUAAAAUCUACGAAUGAUUACGGCAUAAAACUUUGCAAUCAAGCACGGCCACAUACAAGGCAUAGUAGAAAGGCAAAUUUCAAAAAUACUGAUAUGAUCGAAAUGAGAAAGUUUUUAGGUUUGGGUUUGCUUCAGUCCCAGCUAAAAUUCUCCAGCAUUAGAAAACUCUUUUCCAUUGAUGCAUUACAUUACCACCCAGCAUUUCCGUCACAAAUGUCUGGAAGGAGGUUUGAGCAAAUAUUGAGGUGUUUUUGUGUUGAGGAAGAAAAUUCAAGCGACCCUUUGAGGAAAAUAAAAAUAUUUCUUGAUUUGCUCAUACAAAAGUUUGCGAAUGCAUAUGCACCAAAUGAAGCAUUAUCAUUAGAUGAAUCGUUGUUAUUAUUUCGAGCCAAAAUCAGACUUAUGUGUCCAAAUGGAAAGAUAAACGGGAUGUGCUAUGUCUAACAACAGCUUACCACCCAAGCAUGAUAAACACAGCUAACCGGCGACAACAGGAAAAGAGAAAACAAACAUCAUAUUGCUGCAAGAAUUGCAUGUCAAAACCUGCACUGUGUCCUGCACCAUGCUUUGAAACAUGGCAUACCGAAAAUAAUGUAUAAUAAUUAUAAAAUUAUAAUAAAUUUUUUUGUCAUUUAUUUAUUUUUGUUUGAUUAAGAACUAACAUUUCGUGUAAAACUCCCAAAAAUACUUUGUUGCAUACAAAAAUUGCUUGUUUGAACCAUUAAACCUGUCAUUUACGUUUUUAAAUUUUUGCUGUUAUAGCCGCCAUCGUCCUAUCACUUAGUGUAUAGAGUCCGCUGGCGCCAUGACGGUUAUAGCCGCAACCUAAUUAAAGGUACUAAAUUAAUCAAAAUUAAGUUUAUUUAAGCAGAAAGAGUAAAACUAUACUUCUAACAUUCUAAAAAUCACAAAAACAUAUAGUGUCAAUUUUCGAACUUCGCUUGUUCCUACUGUCCGUCAACGUGUUA